Colletotrichum phormii is the source of this 1866-nucleotide messenger RNA. Its product is annotated as heterokaryon incompatibility protein. The record is from RefSeq and is a predicted model, not a curated record. Bases 1 to 1866 code for a protein of 621 amino acids. The transcript has a single exon. NCBI's taxonomy places the organism in Eukaryota, Fungi, Ascomycota, Sordariomycetes, Glomerellales, Glomerellaceae.
AUGCGCCUCAUCAACACGCGCACCUUGGCCCUGGCCGAGUUCUUUGGCGACGAGAUCCCGCGGUAUGCUAUCGUCUCCCACACGUGGGGCCACGAUGAAGUGACUUUCCAAGACUGGAAGGAGGAUCUCUGCGUAGCGAGGGAGAGACAGGGCUUUCGCAAGAUUGAUCUGGCCAGGAUCCAGGCUAUUGACGAUGGACUCGAUUACCUCUGGAUCGACACCUGCUGCAUCAACAAGGAGAGUUCCGCCGAGCUGUCCGAGGCCAUCAACUCCAUGUUUGCGUGGUACGAGUGCGCCGUGCGAUGCUACGCCUAUCUCUCGGAUACAGAACACUGGGAUAUAGACCAUUCAGGACGCCUUGCCGGGCCCGCCGGCGACGCAGAGCACAGCUUCAACGUCCUUUCGCGAAGUCUCUGGUUCACACGCGGCUGGACGCUCCAAGAACUCCUGGCCCCCAAGGAAGUCCUCUUCUUCGCCCGCGGCUGGAGACUCCUGGGCACCCGCAAGCUCCUCGCGGGCGUCAUCCAGAGAAUCACAAACAUUGACUGGAAAUACCUCCAGCCACGAAGUAGGCAACGCCUGUCCGACGCCAGCGUCGCCGAGCGCAUGUCAUGGUUAUCGUGCCGCAAGACGACUCGCAAGGAGGAUAUGGCGUAUUGCAUGCUCGGCAUCUUUGACAUUAACAUGCCUCUCCUCUACGGCGAGGGUGCGAAGGCUUUUGCGCGGCUGCAGGAGGAAAUACUCAAGACGUCGACGGACCAGUCGCUCUUUUGCUGGUCCUGGACCGAGAGCGACCCGGGGUCCUGGGUCAGUAUGCUGGCGCCGUCGCCACGGAACUUUAGAAACGGGCAGAAUUAUCACCCGGCGUACGACGCCUCGAGCAGGCCGGUGCCGUACUCCAUGACCAACUUUGGCUUAAGGAUACAGCUGACGCUGAUACGCCCUGCCGAUAUCCGUAUUUCCAACUUCGGCUUCCGGCCGCCGGAGUGUAUUGGUAUCCUGUCCGCCAGCACAAAGGACGGCCACCUCAUCGGGGUUCUCCUGGAGAGCACCGGCUUGGUAGACACGUACAGAGUCGUUCGAGAUUUCCCCCGACUCAUCUCGCUGCGCUGGACCACUCACGACCUCGGGCUCCUGAAGACCGGCAGCCUCAAGGUCGAAGUCCACGACAUAUUCGUCCCCUCAAAGGCACCGGGAAGCGAUCUCGGCAUUGUCCAGCUCAAGCCGCACGACUCGAGCUUUCACCUAGGCGAGUACGCCAUCAUGCUCCUCGUCAUGCACAACCGAGGCUCCGGCGUUGACAUCUUCACGCGCAUCGAGGCGAUACCGCGGUACACGGACUCCAUGGCGGGAUUUAUCGCCAUGAAGAAGUUCAAACUUCCCCAAUCACCUACGACAACGACAACAACAGCGACGAACUCGGCCGUCUUCAACGCAAUAGAAGCCCACGGCGCGCUCGUCCGACUCCACGCAAACUCCCUCAGCCAAAAGGACGGCGCUCUCUGGAUGCUCUUCGGAGUGCUCGUGAACAAGGUAGGACAGUCGUGGUGGAUAUUCCGGUACCUGGACGGGCUCGCCUCCACCUCCGGCUCUUCUGCCUCCUCAUCGUCCUUCUCGAUGACCGAGGCGAACCUAGAGAGGCUGCUGCGAGACGCCGCGACGAAUUGGCAGCCUUCAUACCGGGCCAAGACGCAUGCCUCCCCGCAGGCGGUGGAGAGCAGGCGGGUGACGAAGCGGGAUGCGAUUACGAUUACGUUUGGGCCCGAGUUUCGCGCCGAGGUGAAUGAUCGAAAGACGAUUGCCAAGGCUGCGCAUCUUAUUGUUUCGGGGGUUGCUGCUGGAUUAAGGACGGCGGAUACGAUCUAA